Molecule: messenger RNA, 6035 nt
Organism: Loxodonta africana (African savanna elephant)
Lineage: Eukaryota; Metazoa; Chordata; Mammalia; Proboscidea; Elephantidae
Gene: ATP1B2
Product: ATPase Na+/K+ transporting subunit beta 2
Exons: 7
Coding region: 579-1451 (290 amino acids)
Biological process (GO): intracellular potassium ion homeostasis; sodium ion export across plasma membrane; intracellular sodium ion homeostasis
Cellular component (GO): sodium:potassium-exchanging ATPase complex
Molecular function (GO): ATPase activator activity
Source: RefSeq, a predicted model, not a curated record
GAGCGGAGCCUCGGCUUGGGGACCCCCAUCCUUGGCUGUCCCCUAACUGCGCGUCUCCACCCCACCCCCGCAGCCGAGCUGUUGCGGUGGUCUCGGAUCGGCGGAGGAACCUUGAGCAGUGGCUGGCCCCACUCCACAGCCUCCUUGCAUCUCGGAAUUCAGGGCGUCCCCCUCCCCCACCUCUCCCCGCCUCUUUGCACCCCGCUUUUUUCUUCGUUUCUCUCUGGUUUUAUAGCCGUCUAUUUUUGCACCUUUUUACGUUUUGCUUCUAAGCUAUUUGGGGGUGAAGCUGGAUUCGUACCCCUAUCCCUUUUUUAUCCUUCCUUGCUCUGACAGCCCCCCUUUUCAUUGCAGUCGGGGGGCCUAGGAUCCGUGCAUCCUCCGCGGCGCUGCCAGCACCCUGCAGCGCGUGGCUGUGCACCUGGGAAUUUGCAGCAGCCGCAUAUCUGAGAGGGUCUCCCUCUCUCCCACCGCCUUUGCUCUGCGCGCGUUCUGGUGCGUGGGGGUCUUCAGCGCGCGGCGCUCCGGCUUCUCCGCAGCCCCCCGCCCCGCGCCAGGACUCGCCCCGCACUGUCAAGAUGGUUAUCCGGAAAGAGAAGAAGAGCUGCGGGCAGGUGGUUGAGGAGUGGAAGGAGUUCGUGUGGAACCCGAGAACGCACCAGUUUAUGGGCCGCACCGGGACCAGCUGGGCCUUUAUCCUUCUCUUCUACCUCGUCUUCUAUGGCUUCCUCACAGCCAUGUUCACCCUCACAAUGUGGGUGAUGCUACAGACUGUUUCUGACCAUACUCCCAAGUACCAGGACCGACUAGCCACACCGGGCUUGAUGAUUCGCCCCAAGACUGAGAACCUUGAUGUCAUUGUCAACAUCAGUGACACUGAAAGCUGGGAUCAGCAUGUUCAGAAACUCAACAAGUUCUUGGAGCCUUAUAAUGACUCAAUCCAAGCCCAAAAGAAUGACAUCUGCCGCCCUGGACGUUAUUAUGAACAGCCUGAUAAUGGAGUCCUCAACUACCCGAAACGUGCCUGCCAAUUCAACCGGACCCAGCUGGGUGACUGCUCUGGCAUUGGAGACCCCACUCACUAUGGUUACAGCACUGGGCAGCCCUGUGUCUUCAUCAAGAUGAACCGGGUCAUCAACUUCUAUGCAGGAGCAAACCAGAGCAUGAAUGUUACGUGUGCAGGGAAGCGAGAGGAAGAUGCUGAGAACCUCGGCAGCUUUGUGAUGUUCCCUGCCAAUGGCAACAUCGACCUCAUGUACUUCCCAUACUAUGGCAAAAAGUUCCACGUGAACUACACGCAGCCCUUGGUGGCUGUGAAGUUCCUGAAUGUGACCCCCAAUGUGGAGGUGAACGUGGAAUGCCGCAUCAACGCUGCCAACAUCGCCACAGACGAUGAGCGAGACAAGUUCGCUGGCCGCGUGGCCUUCAAACUCCGCAUCAACAAAACCUGAGGCCCCUUCCUUCCACCCCUACCUCUCUCCCGUGGAUGCUUCUGGAAUGUCCCUGACCCUGCCUGAUCCCUCCCUCACCCACCCCAAAGGUAUUUUUUAUAACAGAGCUAUGACUUAUCUAAGUCUCGCCCCUUUUCCCUCACUUCCCAGUCCAGCCCAGUGUCCAUUGUGAUUCCCUGGCUACACACGUGUUCCAGCCUGUUCUCCCAAAUCUAGCUCCGUCAGAUGGCCACAGAGGAGUUAGAAGCCUUUCUCAUUCUGGCUUAGCUGUGAGUGGAAUGUCCUCACAGCUACCCACCUCUCCUGACCUCCUAUUCCCAGAGAGCUGUGAAAAUGCCCAACCUUUGGCUUCCCAGAGAUGAAUGUAGUAUCCGUACUUCCAUUCCUAAGCUUCAGCCUCUGUUGCCUUUCUGUUCCCUCACACUUUCACCCUUACCUACACAGUGGCUAUCUUGAUGGCUUCUGACUUAACUAGCUCCUCUGGCAGGUCUUCGCUUCCUCUCCCUCCGUAUUCCCUUCCCUGAAAAGAAACCAUUUUUAAUUGAGGACAAGGUGGUUCUGUGGCCUUUUCCCUAUUUCCUCACAUAUUCCUCUUCUGCUUCUCACCCUGUGGUGACUGCAUGAGCUGGGAAAUGAGGUUUUCUCCCACGGGAGAGAAUGGAAGAGAAGGCUGAGUUGAUUCUUCUGGAACAUCCUCUAGUGGUCCCCCACUCCAAUUCCUUCUUGAUCCUUCCCAUCCCCCAUUUAGCCACUACUCAGAGGGGUGGAGUUGAUCUAGGCUGAAUAUUCACUUUGUUUCUACCAAUGUCUCCCUUCCCCCUGUUAGCUUUCCCAGAAUAUCCUUCAAGUUCUACUUCCCAGGGAGCGCUGGGGGAGGGGCAGCCAUUUUGGCUCUGUCCCCGGUGGCCACCUUGGAAACAUCAGCUGGCUAUGGGACUAUUCCACCUUCUUCCCCUGGGCCCAGCUCUGCCUCCACCACCCUCUCUCUGGCUUCUCUUAGCCAGUUACCAAUGAAUCACUAACUCCGUCUCUUUCCUCUGCAUGCCAGCCUGAAAGUUUCAAACACCCACCCGAUGGAGGCUCUGAAUUUCUUGGCUCCAUCUCCAUUUCUUUCAGACCCCUCUGCCAUUUUUUUUCAAAACCCCAGGAUGCCCAUAGAAUGUUAAAUGAGGGGCCUUCCUGCUCGGAGUAUGCUUUAGUUAUAGAGGCAUUUUAACUCUUUCUCCUCCGGUUUCCCUUCACGUCCUCACCCUCUCUUCCCUCCCUUUUAAAAUGCUGCAGCAGCCCCCCACCCUGUCCCCAGAGACCCUGCCCUUUUCUCUCUUGCCGGCUCUGUGUCUUUUCCCUUUGGGCCCCCCAGUUUUCCUGCUCCCUUUCCCCCCAGGAGUCUCUCUCUGCAGUUAUUUAAUGCCUGUGUCAGAUCUACUGUAAAAAGAGGAUAAAGUACAAUAAAAUGAGAGCAAUUAUAUAUAUAAAUAUAUAUCAUACACAGAGCCCUGCGUGCGGGUUGUUCCUUUCCCAGCACUUGGAAGAGCCCUGGGAAGGGGGUGGGUGGUGGAUUUGGCUGAUCCUGGUUUUUUUUCCUUUGGGGGUUACUCAGGUCUUGGGGAUGACUCCCCACCCUUGAUCUCUUCCUUCCAGAGUCUAGGUAGCUACCCCUUAGCUUACUCCUUUGAUUAUACUAAUUUAAUGCCUACCAUCUUGAGAUCGGAAACCCUGGUGGUGUAGUGGUUAAGUGCUACCUAUGGCUGCUAACCAAGAAGUCAGCAGUUCGAAUCUGUCAGGCGCUUCUUGGAAACUCCAUCGUGCAGUUCUACUCUGUCCUAUAGGGUCACUAUGAGUCGGAAUCGACUCGACAGCAGUGGGUUUGGUUUGGUUUUUGGGUAUCUUGAGAUCAGGAAACCCUGGUGGCAUAGUGAUUAAGAACUAUGGCUACUAACCAAAAGGUUAGCAGUUUGAAUCCACCAGGCGAUCCUUGGAAACUCUAUAGGACAGUUCUACUCUGACCUAUAGGGUCGCUAUGAGCCAGAAUCAACUCGACAACAACGGGUUUGGUUUUGGUUUUUUGGUAUGUUGAGAUCAAGGAGCCCUGGUGGCGCAAUGGUUAAGUGCUCAGUUGCUAACCGAAAGGUUGGAGGUUCAAACCCACCAGUUGCUGCACUGGAGAAAAGGCCUGGUGAUUUACUCCUAUAAAGAUUACAGCCUAGGAAACCCUAUGGGGCAGUCCUACUUGGCUCUAUAGGGUCACUGUGAGUCAGAAUUGACUUGAUGGCCACACAACAGCAACAAUAUCUUGAGAUCAGGAGUCCCUGGGCCCCACAAAUGGUUAAUCAAUCAGCUACUGACUAAAAGUUUGGGGUUCGAAUCUACCCAGAGGUGACUUGGAAGAAAGUCCUAGCAAUCUACUUCCAAAUGGUCACAGCCAUUGAAAACCUAUGGAGCGCAGUUCUACUCUGAAACACAUAGAGUCACCGUGAGUCGGCAUCAGAAUUUUUUUUUUUAAAUCUUGAGAUCGCUCAAUAUGGGAGAGGCAGAAGGCCUGCAUUUGUUUGUACAUGUACAGUCAUGCUUAUAAAAUGCCUACUAUGUGCAUUCUAGGCACCAGGAGGAUACACUUAUGAAAGAGACAGAGUUCGUGCCCUCAAGGAGCUCCCAGUUUAACAGGAGAGGUGAGGAGCACACAGAAACUCUCAUACAAGGUAGAUUUACACCUGCUUCAAGAAAGGGGGAGAAAGCUGUAGAUGACAAAAUUGAGAGUGGUCAGCCAGUUUCUGUUGGGGGUUCAAGGGGAAGACUUCUUAGAGGAGGUAGCAUUUAAAUUGGGGUUUAAAGGAUGGGGUGGUUUCGGGAGAGAAGAGCGUCAGCAAAAGCCUAGAGACAGAUGAGAAAACUUGAAGUAACAUAGCAAUGUGAAAUGUAGGAUCCUGAUUUGGUGGUAAAAAAAAGUACACACACACACACACACACAGAAAAAAGGAUGGAUGGGUAUAUACCGCGAUGUUUAUUUGUUUAUGGGGGAAGAGGAUGUAUAGCUAAUUUUUAUUUUCUUCUUGGGGCUUUUUUCUUUUUUAAUUUUUAUUGUGCUUUAAGUGAAAGUUUACAAAUCAAGUCAGUCGCUCAUACAAAAAUUUGUAUACACCUUGCUAUAUACUCCUAGUUGCUCUCCCUCUAAUGAGACAGCACACUCCUUCUCUCCACCCUGUAUUCUCAUGUCCAUUCAAUCAGCUUCUGUCCCCAUCUGCCUUCUCAUUUCCCCUCCACACAGCAGCUGCCCAUAUAGUCUCUCGUGUCUACUUGAUCCAAGAAGCUUACUCCUCACCAGUAUCAUUUUCUAUCUUAUAGUUCAGUCUAAUCCCUGUCUGAAGAGUUGGCUUUGGGAAUGGUUCCAGCCCUGGGCCAACAGAAGGUCCAGAGACCAUGACCUCUGGGGUCCUUCUAGCCUCUGUCAGACCAUUAAGUCUGGUCUUUUUAUGAUUCUUGAGGCUUAUUUCUCUUUUUUGCAAUGAGUUUGUCUUAGAAUUUGUCUUAAAACAGUUGUAUUAUAUAUGCAUACAUAUAUAUACAAUUUUACCACAAAUGCAACAUACACACACCCCACCAUACACAUAAGGAUCAUUGUUUUUUGGUCAUUGUUAUACCAAAAUUUGAUAUUAUACACUUUUGUGCAUCAUGCUUUUCUCAAUAAUUUCUUGUGCAAGUACUUUACCUGAUAGAGCUCUAUUUCGUUUCUUUAAUGACUAUAUAAUAUUCCAUUUACCCGUUGUUAUUCCCGUCUCGUUAAUUCGUUAGAGCUCCUUGACAAUGGUAGAACUGUUUUCUGCAUUGCACAGUUUCCCCCAUGCUGUUGUUUGCCUCUUGAUUUUGCCAUUUAAAAAGCCUUUGUUUUCAUAUAGUCGAAUACACUUAGUUGUUCUUUUGUAGUCUCUGGAUUUCUGGUCUGGAUCGGAAGAUCCUCUUAGUCACUAGGAUAUACUCUUAUUUUCUAGACUUUUUUGCAGGAUUUAAAUUUCAUUUUAAUUUUUUUAACAGACUUUAUCUGCCUUAUUUUUUGAUGUGGUGUAAACUGGGGAUACAAUUUUAUUUUUCCAGUUGUGCUAGCUUCAUUUAUUUAAAAAAAAAUUAUUCCUGCUGAAACUGAAAUGCCAACUUUGUCCAUAAAUAAAUUCUCCUAUAUACUAAAAUCUAUUUCUGGAUUCAUUCCUUGCUUUUCCCAGUUUGUCUACCAUUCUGCUCCACAUACCAAGCCAUAUUGAUCUGAUCCCAGUAGUUUUAUAGUAGGUUUUCUGAUAUCUAGCAAAGCAGGUAGGGUCACCGAUUCUUUUUCUAAACAAUUAUUGGUUAUUCUUGGGCAUUUAUUCUUCUCUAUAAAAUGUAUUAUGAUUUUAUCCAAUUUAUAAACACAAAAACACCAAAGCUUGUUCGAUUCUAAUGGGAACUGCAUUAUAUUUAUAUAUUUAGUUCAGGAAAAUUGACUUUUUUAGGAUAUGAAGUUUUCGCAUCUGAGAACACAAUCUUUCCUUUUGUUUGGAUCUUGGCUUACGUCCUUAAAUAAGGUUUUACAGUUUUCUUUGUAUAGAUUAUGUA